Arachis stenosperma is the source of this 453-nucleotide messenger RNA. RefSeq lists its product as uncharacterized. The transcript has a single exon. Bases 1 to 453 code for a protein of 150 amino acids. The record is from RefSeq and is a predicted model, not a curated record. NCBI's taxonomy places the organism in Eukaryota, Viridiplantae, Streptophyta, Magnoliopsida, Fabales, Fabaceae. Gene Ontology annotation, molecular function: calcium ion binding.
AUGAGCGUAGAAAUCAUAGACGGCACCACCAUCACCAACUUCGUGGAAGACGAGGAGGCCUUCUCCACGUCCGUGAGCGACCUCUUCGCUCAACUGGACACGGACAAAGACGACUUUUUGUCUUACACGGAGAUGGUGAAGGAGCUCCAGAGGCUGAGGGUGAUGGAGACGCACUUCGGCGUGGACGUGAAGCGCGAUCCCGAGGAGGUGGCGCGUGUGUACGAGUCGCUGUUCGUGCAAUUUGACCACGACAUGAAUGGGAGGGUAGAUAAGAAUGAGUUCAAGAAGGAAACAAAGAAGAUGCUUUUGGCCAUGGCGAAUGGGAUUGGAUCAUUGCCGGUUCAGAUGGCGCUUGAACAUGAUAGUCUCCUCUUGAAGGCUGUUAAACGUGAAUAUUCCUGUGCUGCUGCGCAUGCUUUUUCUAAUAAUAAUCUUCUUGCUAAUGCUGCUUAA